GCCAGAAAUUCUCGUGUGCACAGGGUGCAAUCGCUUCCAUCGGACAUACUAUGAGGCAGCUCCUCCUCAUCGUUGGGCUGGGGGCUGCCCGCGCCUUCCUGAAAGGCGGCGGCGGCGGUGCUACGUGUGCGGCGGACGGGGGGUCGAGCAUCUACAUCGAAACCAUCGACGACAGCGGCAGCGUGCCCGUGCGCCGCAUCCAGUUCUCCGGCUGCCCGAACCACGAGUCGUACUGCACGGGCAAGCCCGGGCGGUCGUGCGGUGACGAAGGUAAAACGUCGACGCUGGUCGAGGGCACCGAGCAGUGCGACGAGGUGGAGGUCCCGGCCUACCCGAAGUUCAAGGACUCCCAACCUGAUCCCAAGGAGCUGGACUGCACCAUGGGUACCAUCGCAUAUGCCUUAAACGGCGUAGGCUUCUUCUCGGGCGCCGUCUCGUACGUGCGCGGCGGCGACUGCCCGCAGCUCGACGUUUCGGACCCCGAAGCCGAGUGGAUCAGCUUUGACUGCUGCACCGGGCACUCGACGGGAGACGGACUGUACCACUACCAUUUCCCUCCCUCGUGCCUGCUCGCUCAGGCCGAGGCCGACGCGCCGAUGGGCACAACAGUAGCGAACGGGCACUCUCCGCAGAUCGGCUGGGCACAAGAUGGCUUCCCGAUCUAUGGGCCUUAUGGGCCAGAAGGCGUUCAGAUCCAGAAUUGCGGAAGUGCGGGCGCGCACGCAACCUACUGCCAGGACGAGUGCGGCGGCCUCGAGAUGGAGCUUGACGGCGUUGACAGCUACAAGUACCGCUACUACAUCACGGGCAAGGUCGGCGACCUUGAAUCGCUACCGUCGAACCCCAAACCCGACUCGGAGGCGCUCUACUUCCCGUACACGAUCAGGUGCCACCGUGGUGCGACAGUCGACGAGGCCAAAAGUUCAAUGACUAACGGCUACACGAGCGCCCUCAAGGCCGAGCCUCAUCUCGGCUACACGAAGAUAAGCCCCGUCAAGUGCCUCGACGGCAAGGCAAAGGCGGACUACGACUGGCUCGCCCUGAAAGAUACGACCGAAGCCGUCUGCGACUUCAACGGCGCUGCUUCUGCGGCGCCGCAGGUCGCCGCUCUCGCCAUCGCGGCUGCCGGGCUCGUUGCGAUGCUCUGACCGAGGUUUUAUUUGUAUAAUUAGCUAUCGAAC
Pelagomonas calceolata is the source of this 1181-nucleotide messenger RNA. The record is from the annotation of a GenBank genome assembly. Lineage: Eukaryota; Pelagophyceae; Pelagomonadales; Pelagomonadaceae.